AUGCAGAAGAAGACACAGGGCUGGGAACCCAACAUUGAGCGUCUUUAUGCACGAGAUGGAAUGCUGAUAGGAAACAACUUUAUGGCUCUGAAGUUGGAAGGAGGUGGACAUUAUACCUGUGAAUUCCUCUUCCUACAAGUAAGAUAUCCCAAUUGCAUUUAACCCAGUAAGGAAGAACCGCAGAUCGCAAAUGGAGGUCAGUUUUCGUGAUCUAGCUUAUGUGAAAUCCACGAUUCGGGACUUUAUAAGCAAAAAGAGCCUCCAUUUAGUUUAAUGAUUAUAAACGGGAUACGGGUUUGAGGGAGUUUACAUUGCGAGAUUAAAAAAAAUCUAUAUAUUGUUGAAAAGAAUUGGUAUUCGGUAGAAAGUACUGAAAAGUUUUUUUAAAUUUUGGUUUCAGACACAAGUUGACCACAAUUUGUCGACACUGUCAUGAUCAUGAUUCAGGUCAUUUGCGCAAUGCUAUUCACUCCCUUUCCCGUCUAAUGGACUUGCUCAAGGUCAUGUUCCGGACAUCGUCAAACCGUUGUUAUUCUUACGAAAUAUUACAUAUUUGUUUGUAAGAAAAAAAAGAAAAAUCUGUGCACAAAAAAAGAAAAAAAUCGCUCGUAAGAAACUGACAAUGAAGAACUCCAUAAAAACAUUCGAUGGUGGUGAUUUGGGGUGAUAUUUUUUCCGCUUUUAUAAAUUAACGUAUACGGCGAAGAGCGGAGGUGUGAGUAAGCAAGCAAGUAACGAUCUUUGUUAAAAAACGAGAACGUGGAGAACGCUUGCCUUGUCUCCCGAAAACGAUCGAACGAAAAAAUUAAAGAAGAGUAUAUUUUGGUCAAAGCUGAUGGUUGUCAUCAAAGAUAGUUUGGGUUAUUUUCGAUCUUACGGACGUUAAGGGUUUUUGUUUUUUCUUUUGUUAGGAAGCCUGUGAAGAUGCCUGGGUAUCACUAUGUUGACCGCAAACUGGAUGUAACCAGUCACAACAAGGAUUACACUUCCGUUGAGCAGUGUGAACUUUCCAUUGCACGCCAACCUGUGCUC
This is a messenger RNA of Porites lobata, 1032 nucleotides long. Lineage: Eukaryota; Metazoa; Cnidaria; Anthozoa; Scleractinia; Poritidae. The record is from the annotation of a GenBank genome assembly.